Messenger RNA from Chrysoperla carnea, 791 nucleotides. Its product is annotated as androgen-dependent TFPI-regulating protein-like. NCBI's taxonomy places the organism in Eukaryota, Metazoa, Arthropoda, Insecta, Neuroptera, Chrysopidae. The record is from RefSeq and is a predicted model, not a curated record. The coding region runs from base 54 to 791 and encodes 245 amino acids. The transcript is spliced from 4 exons. Gene Ontology annotation, cellular component: endomembrane system; membrane.
UUUAAUUAGAUUAAUUAAUCUUGUUAGACCUUAGCAAGAAGUAAAGUAUUAUAAUGGCAUUCUUGCAAUUGUAUCGUGUAGCAAUUUUAUGUAGUCAUAUUAUUGCAUUUAAUGUUUGUGAAAAUUUGGAUGUGACAAAAGUGCAAGAUCAACGUGCAUACGAUUUAAAAUUAUUUUCAAAGCGAUUUUUUACUGGAUGGAAUGUGGGAUUUCAAAUAUUAUUUUUAAUGGUAGCAUUGGUAAAUGCAACAAUUCACCAGAAGGUAUUCAAGCCUUGGGUUUCAUCACGUGUUAAAAUAUUUACAAACAGGUUACAAGGAUACAUAUUUACAUGUUUGGUUGCCCCAUCGACAAUUUUUGUGGUUUGUAUGUUUUGGACUUUAUGGUCAAUUGAUCGUGAAUUAGUAUUAUCUGAAGUAUUAGAUGCCGUGGUUCCAUCAUGGUUGAAUCAUGCACUCCACACAGUCAUUAUAAUUCCUGUUGUUGUGGAAUUAUUAUUUUGUAAAAUGCAUCUUCCUCAUCAUAAAGAUGCAUUAACAGUAUUGGCAACUGUACAUGUGGUUUAUACUGCUGUAUUAAUGGGUACAUAUUUUGAAUAUGGCAGAUGGAUUUACUAUGUUUUCAAAGUAUUACCAUGGCCAGGGAAAUUUGCUUUAUGCCUACUCAGUUUCUUAUUAAGCGUGGCCGCAUAUUUUAUCGGCUAUAAAUUUCAACAAAUUCGUUGGCAUAGUGAUAUUGUUCAACAAAUUAAAUUGCAUACAAAAUCAUUGCAAAGUAUGAUUAAUUUUUAA